Messenger RNA from Prorocentrum cordatum, 4230 nucleotides. The record is from the annotation of a GenBank genome assembly. Lineage: Eukaryota; Dinophyceae; Prorocentrales; Prorocentraceae.
AUGCCCUCCGGGUUCGUGGACCUGGCUGACGCGCCGAGGUAUCUGGCCCUCCGUGCCGUACGUCGACGCUGUCGCGAACACCGACUUCGGGAAGCCGUUCGCUCGAUCAACGACCUCUCCCGUGCCUCGGUCCACGGGUUCGGCAGCGUGCCAGCCCGUGGCUCCACCAAGCCCGGCGAGCCCUCCGCCACGCAGGCCAGUUGCCUCGCCCACUUGCGUCGCAACAUCGGCCGGCACGGCCCACGGCCGCCUGGGCUCACACCUCGCGGGGCCCUUCAGGAGCUCCUCAAGUCCGACUCGCUGUACGCCGGGGCGCCCUCCAAGGUCGCACCCUACAGCGAGGACAAGCUCAAGUUCUGGAAGUCGAAGAUCGUCCCGAAGCGUGUCGAGGACAUCUGCCCCGACUUCGUCGUCCGCGCCUUCGCCGACCCCGAUCGGUACGUGCGGAAGCCGGACAGGGUCUUCUUGGCUGAUGCGGAGGUGCUCGACCCCAUCGUGCCCUACUGGGACCCUCACCUCGCUGGCUCGCCCGACGCGCGGGUCAGGUUCGUCCGCCGCCUGGCGGAGCGAGGCCUUGUCGGCUACCGUCGGCGUAUUCGUGCUCGCGUGGGCUGCUUCUUCGUCGAGAAAAAGGGUGGGUUCAUCAGGCUCGUGGUCGACGCCCGCGAGACGAACCGGACCCACUGGAGUCCUCCGCACGCUGCCCUCGGGACUCCGGCCGCGCUCGCCGAGCAGGACUGGUCGGACGCCGCCCUGGGAGCCUCCGACGCGACCUCGGCGCCCGCCAUCUACGGUGCCUCGCUCGACCUGGCCGACAGCUUCUACCAGUUCUGCUCGGACGCCCUCGCGGAGGACUUCGGGAUGGACUACCCCGAGCCCGCGUCGGUGUACGGGGCGACGCACGUCUGGGAGGGCGGCCGCUUCAUCCCCGUCGGCGCCGACGAGGUGGUGUUCCCCGCCUUUCGUGGCGUCGCCAUGGGCUGGAGCUGGGCUCUUUGGGUCGUGCACUCCUCGGUCACUUCGUGGGUGGGUCACGCGCUCUCAGGCGGGCCUGCGAGCCUCGUCCUGGACCGUCAGCCGCCGCGCCCGGCGGCCCCGGGCAGGCCCGCCGGCUCCGUCUACGUCGACAACGUGGGGAUCCUGGGUCUCUCCGCCGCCGAUGCCGCGGCGGGCCUGGCCAGCGUCAUGGAGGAGCUCGACCGCCGGGGCAUCGUGUACCACGAGGUCUGCGAGCCGUCCCUCGAGUUCGGUAUGGUGGGCGUGGUGUAUGAUGGCCUCCGUCGGACUCUUCGCCACUCCGACGAGCGGGCCUGGCGGCUCUACCUCGCCUGCCUGGAGCUGGAGCGCCCGGGCGUGCCCCGUGCUGCGUGGCAGGUGCGGGUCGUCCUCGGGCACUUCAUCCAGCACUGUCUCCUCCUGCGGCCAGCCAUGUCCAUCUUCCGCCACCUCUACAGGUACGUGGACGAGUGCCGGCUCGGGCCGCCUUCGCCUCUGCCGGGUCCCGCUCGGCAGGAGGUCCGUGUCUUCCGAGGGCUCAUCUUCCAGGCGGUCGUCGACCUCGCCGCGCCCGUGUCGGACAUCGUGCUCUGCUCCGACUCCUCCGAGGCGGGCUACGCCCUACACCGCCGGCGCUGCGACCCCGAGGCGGUGCGCCGACUCGCGCGCCUUCGGGAGCGCUGGCGCUUCACGCCCGACGAGAAGCGGCCCGAGGCCCUGGAGGACGACACCUACACGCCCGGCUGGCUUCCUGGCGCUGGAGGGGUGCUCGGUGAGGGGGACCCCAGCUGCGGCAUUGCGACCUGGGCCCCGCCACCGAGGAGGGCCGACGAGCGCCCCCACGGCACCGUGCGGGCUCGGGUUGCACAGGCCCCGCGGCGGGCGACCUUCGAGGACAUCCCCGACGAGCUCGUCGCCCCUGACGCCUGGUCGCUGGUCGUGGAAGGUGCCUGGAGGACGCGGGCGCCCAUCCACAUCCUGGAGGCCCGAAUCGCCCUCGCGGGGCUCCGACACGCCUCCAGGAGCCUCGAGUGCCACGGGCGCCGCGUCCUCAGCCUCGGGGACAACAUGGCCGAGGUGCUCUCGACCGAGAAGGGCCGCGCCGUCGACGUCGGCCUCGGCUCCGUGUGCAGGCGCAGUGCUGCCAUCCAGGUGGCCACCGGCAUCCGCUGGCGGCGCCGAUACCUCGACACAGAGAGGAACAUCAGCGAUGGUGGCUCGCGCAAGGCCCUGCAGGGGCUGUACCGCCCUGGACAGCGUCGCGUGGGGCCUGGCGCCGGCGCCGCGGGGGCUGUGGGACGGCCCGGUGCGGCCCCGCCCCCGCCGCCGCCCCUGGGGCAGGAUGCCGGCGCUGCGGGGCCGGCUCGGGCUGCCGCCGCCUUGGCGGCGCCCGCCGUCGCGGGGGCGGCCGCGUGGCGGCCACGCUGUCGCAGGCACGGGCUCCACCCGCCGCCGGCCGCCGCCCUGUCGAGGCUCGGCCGGCCGCUGGGGCCGGUGUGGGCCCAGGUCUUCUCGGGCUGCGGGCGCUGGACUGGUGCCCUGGCCCAGGCGGGCCUCGUCGUCGCGGCCCCCAUGGACAUCAAGCACGGGCCCUGGUGCGACCUCCUCAACCCGAAGGUCGAGUCUCAGGUGCGUUCCUGGAUCACCUCCCGGGCCGUCUGGUUCGUCCACUUCGGCACCCCGUGCACCCCGUGGUCCAUCUCUCGGCGAGGGGCUCGCGAGGUCUCCGCCAUCAGGGCGGCCCGUCGGUGCGCUCACGUCACGGUGCGUCUCUUGGAGGUCUGCAGCCGCUACGGGAUUCACUGGUCUCUGGAGAACCCCCAGUCCUCGGGCCUCUUCCGUUGGGCCCCACUCCGGAAGUUCUUGGACCAGCACUCGCGUUCCUGGGCUACCUAUCACUGCUGCCGGUUCGGCGCGCCCUACAAGAAGCCCACCACCAUCGUCUCAAGUCUGGGGGCCCUGCACGACAUCGGCCUGCUCUGCGAAGGGGGCCACAGGCACGAGCACUUGUCUGGGAAGGUACGUGUCCGUGCGCCCACGGGAGGGCUCAAGCAUCAGUGGAAGACCACGUUGGCCGGCGCGUACCCCCCGGGUGCCUGCCACCUCGCUGCCAGCAUCUUGGCAGCGGCAGCGCCGCGCGGCGCCAAGAGGCCAGAUGGUGCUCCACUACUCGAGGAACGAUGGCAGGCUGACCUCUGCCGGGCAGCGGGUUGCGACUUCGGUCCUCGGGCGCUCCCGUGCCCGACCUGUCCCUCGCGCUGGGCCCCGCUCUGGAGGUCGGACGCCGAGCAGUGGGGCGGCCGGUACCACGCCAGCCUGCACGAGUUCGCCGCGCAGAUGGGCCUGGACCCGGCGCGCUGGACCGCCCGCGACCUCCCUGCCGUGGACGCCGCCCUCGACCGCUUCCUCGAGGAGCUCUUCGUAGCCGAGCGGUCGCGGGGCGACGCUCGGUAUGCGCUGGCUGCUGUCGCCGACCACUUCAACGUCAGCCUCCGCCAGCCUGGGGUCCUCCCGCUCGCUCGCGCUGCCAUGGCUGGCUGGGGCAAGCUGGAGCCUGACUCGACUUCGGAUCCCCUCCCGUGGUCGGCCGCGGUGCUGAUGGCGUACCACCUGUCGCGGACUGGCGUCGAGUCGGACCUCGAGGCCGCCCGCGGCCUCGUUGUGCAGUUCGACACCUACCUGCGGCCCUCGGAGCUGGUGCUCAUGCCCCUGGUCGCGUGCUUCACGCCGGGCAUGCACGCUGGGGUUCACUACAACAAGUACGGGAUGGUCGUCGCGCCGUCCAGCCAGGUGGCCGGCCAUCUCAUCGGCAUCCGUACCAGCAAGACCGGCGUGCAGGAUGACACCGUCCUCCUUGAUGAGGCCAGCCGACCUGGCGUGAUCGGUGCCUUCGCCGCGCUCAUCCGCCAGGCUCGCCGUUCUCGCUCGCAGACGCUGCUCCCUAGCCACACGUAUGCCUCGUACAAUAAAGUGCUGCAGAGGGCCGCUCAGGCCGUAGGCAUCCCUUUCAAAGUCACGCCUCACCUCGCCAGGCACGGCGGGCCCAGCGAGGACUUCCUCCGCCGUGCCAGGACGCUGCCCGAGAUCCAGGCGCGCGGGCGCUGGGCCUCUUUCCGCAGCGUGCAGAGAUAUGAGAAGGCUGGCCGCCUCCUCGCGGCCAUCCGCAAGCUUCCGCCUGCUGUCCGGGCCGCCGCCUGCAAAGCCGAGGCUCGUGGACUCUCUUUUCUGGCAUGA